AUGGGUAUUGUGUAUAUCGAUGAGAUUGACAAGAUCGCUCGCAAGUCUGGAUCUAGUAUGGAAGGUUCAAGAGACGUGUCGGGAGAGGGAGUUCAGCAGGCCCUUCUGCGAAUGAUGGAGGGUUCAGUAAUACCUGUACAGGCGAAAGGAUCGGUCUGGGAGGCGUCGACGCCUCCUGGUAGCCAUUCAAGGGGCGGUCAGCGUGUGCCCAAUAUUGCCGCAGCUCCGAAACCAGACGUGUAUCAUAUCGACACCAGCAAUGUUCUUUUUAUUCUCAGCGGUGCAUUUGUGGGGCUUGAAGACAUAAUCAAGCAAAGAAUAUCCAAAGCGUCGAUAGGUUUUUCCAGUUCACAAAUGCCGUUUUUCACCUCUAAUCGCAAGUCCUCCCCCAACGUCCUUGGGGUGGUCGAUACAGUUGAUCUCGUGAAAUAUGGUUUCAUCCCCGAAUUCAUAUCACGACUGCCUUCGAUUACUUCACUUUCACCACUCACAAUACCUGACCUUCGGCGAAUAUUAACCGAAGUCAAAGGGUCUCUGUUAUCACAAUACCAAGCCCUUUUUGGAUACUCCGGCGUGGAAAUCAGGUUCACCAGUGCUGCUGUUGACGAAAUAUGUAAGAAGGCUGCUGAUAGAGGUGGUGGUGCGCGAGGUUUGAGAGGAAUCAUGGAGCAAAUACUUUUAGAACCUAUGUAUGAAGUUCCGGGAUCUGACGUGCGGCAUAUUCUUAUAACAGAUGAAGUCGUGAAAGGUGAACGACCUCCAAGGUAUUGGAAGAAAGGCGAGGGUGCAGCAGUGUCGUGUUGGGAGGCAUGGGCGUCGGCAGAGGCCAGAUAUGAAGCCAGUCGCACCACAGAACCCUAG
This is a messenger RNA of Marasmius oreades (fairy-ring Marasmius), 861 nucleotides long. RefSeq lists its product as uncharacterized. The record is from RefSeq and is a predicted model, not a curated record. The transcript has 8 exons. Gene Ontology annotation, molecular function: ATP hydrolysis activity; ATP binding. Gene Ontology annotation, cellular component: mitochondrial matrix. Lineage: Eukaryota; Fungi; Basidiomycota; Agaricomycetes; Agaricales; Marasmiaceae. Gene Ontology annotation, biological process: protein catabolic process; proteolysis. Bases 1 to 861 code for a protein of 286 amino acids.